This is a messenger RNA of Metarhizium acridum CQMa 102, 783 nucleotides long. The record is from RefSeq and is a predicted model, not a curated record. NCBI's taxonomy places the organism in Eukaryota, Fungi, Ascomycota, Sordariomycetes, Hypocreales, Clavicipitaceae.
AUGAAAUCUCUCGUCCUUGUUUCUGUGCCAGUAUUUAACUUCUUAACUUCCAUUUCUCCACAAGAUUUGUGCAACUUGACGAGAUUGCAGGUACACAACAGCUUGGCAUACGCCUCUGACGGACGAGAAGACGGCACCCGAGAACUAGAUUUACUCGUGAGGAAGCACAUCAGAGCCUUGGAAGUCUUGGACAUUACUUGCCACACCGGCCGAUUCCAUAUCGACUCUAUACUGCAGCAUGGUGGUUCUCUUCGACAACUCCAUUUUCGCGACCACGUCGGAUUCAGUCACGAUGAUGGUCAAUGCCCGACGUUGCGGGCAGAGGAUGUCGCAAGGCUGGGGCAAGGCCUGCCGUUCGUCCACACACUCGAGUUGGACAUGGACGCCGCGCUGUGUUAUCCUCCGGAAUUUCUGCGUGGCAUAGCCUCCUUCCCGAUGCUCCAGACUCUGAUCCUUCACGUACAGACCCUUCUGCGUGCAACCGAGAAGGACGACCCGGCUCGGGACCGCGAUUACGAAUCAGCCAUGCAGACAUUUUCCUGCCUUGUACGACUGCGGGAGAAGAGCAACCCUGACUUGGCGUGGAGGAGCAUCACCAUCAAUGUAGGCGGAUGGCGGCGGGUCAUGUUGCGAAGAGUGGGCUCAGAGUGGAAGAGGAAGAAUGCACGGGGCAUUUUUGCAGAGAGAUGCUUUGUGCUCGAGAAGGAUGAGACCGGACGGUACAAGGUUGCAGAGGAAGAAUGCCACGACGGGUCGCAAUACACUUCGACGUCGCAGCUCUGA